AUGUUGGGGCCUCUUACUACGAAAGAAAGAAGUAAGAGUGAAACUUUUCUGAUAAAAAACGUUCAAAGUAUAGAGUUUGAAGAAGAUCUCAAGUGCUUAAGGGCUCAACAAAACGUGCCACACAAAAGUAAGAUAAAAAAUUUAAAUCCGUUUUCAGAUGAAGAAGGAGUGUUAAGAGUAAAUGGCAGAAUAAAUCAUGCUAAUGUAGAAUUUAAUAGUAAAUUUCAAAUUAUCCUGCCUAAAGGUCAUAAAUUAACUAGGCUAAUUUUAGAGUUCUAUCACAAGCGAUAUUUUCAUUUAGGACCUACUGCUUUACUACAUUAUGUUAGACAAAAAUUUUGGCCAGUUCAGGGUAAAGCAACGUGCAGGAAAAUUGUGCACGAUUGCAUUGAUUGCUUUAAAGUAAAACCUUUAGGAGUCGAACAGUUAAUGGGAAAUCUCCCGAAAGAAAGAGUAACUCCCGAUUUUCCUUUCAAUUGCUCGGACACAGAUUUCUGUGGCCCAUUUUUUAUAAAGUAUAAACAUCAACGGAAAGGAAUUCACCAUAAAAUUUAUGUUUGCAUUUUUGUGUGUUUAGUCACAAAGGCAAUACACCUAGGAUUAGUAACGGAUCUAACCUCAAAUGCCUUUAUUGCGAGUUUAAAGAGAUUUGUGGCUCGUAGGGGUUUAUGUUCUAAGUUGUUUUCGGACAAUGCCACAAAUUUUACAGCAGCCAACAAAGAAUUAACAAAAUUAGAUAAUUUGGUAUUAAAACCAGACGAUUGCUUGGCUAACUAUUUAACAACUGAGGGAAUCGAAUGGCACUUUCUCCCACCGAGAGCACCCAGCUUCGGUGGUCUCUGGGAAAGUGGCGUUAAAGCCUUUAAAUUUCAUUUUAGAAGAGUUGUGGGCAAUUCCAGAUUGAGUUACGAAGAAUUCCUCACUGUCACUACCCAAAUAUAA
This is a messenger RNA of Parasteatoda tepidariorum (common house spider), 942 nucleotides long. Lineage: Eukaryota; Metazoa; Arthropoda; Arachnida; Araneae; Theridiidae. The record is from RefSeq and is a predicted model, not a curated record.